AUGUCUGAAAAUAGAAAACGUUUACGUGAGGACGAAGCCUGUGAAUUCAUGCCAUUGUCAAAAAGAAUAAACAAUUUGCAUAUUAACAAUAAUCUAACAAACUCGAAUAUCAUAUCUCAGACAGAAUCUAGUCAAUCUCUAUAUGUUGAAAGUAGUUGCAUUCCAUCUCCUGGGUCGUCUACAGACUCAGAUCGAAGACCUAGCUAUGAUCCCGGUCUGAGUUCAUCACAGAGUAGCUAUUAUUAUGAUAACAAACUACUGUUUGAAUUACAUUUGGAAAGAAUACAAAGAACAGGGCAGCAGUUUCCAUUUUAA
Leptosia nina is the source of this 315-nucleotide messenger RNA. Lineage: Eukaryota; Metazoa; Arthropoda; Insecta; Lepidoptera; Pieridae. The record is from the annotation of a GenBank genome assembly.